GAAUGUCUUCUCUUAGAGAGGCAGUACCGCAGUACUUAAACAAAGAGGUCGUAGCGUAUUCUCGGAAGAUUUUCUUCUUCGUAACAAUUGUUUUGACUUAGGUCGCCUUCUGUACAUCUCCGAAACUAUUUCCAAGUGCUAAGCGAAUUUUUAGAGCUCCUAGUUAUUUGCAUAAAAGCCAUAGUUCAUUCUCCUCCGUAUGCAGGCGGACAUGGUUCGCGCGGUUGUCGGUGGUGUUCGGGCUGGCAUUCGUUAUCGCAGUAGUUCAGGAUUUGGUAUUCCUAAACUGGGCCCGCCGGAGGUAAAAUUUGUGCCUGUUGACUAUAAAGUAACGCACAUACUUCGCAAAAAUGAACUUCUUCUCGACCUAAAUGGGGGUCCAGUGAACCAACUGGCUCUUAAUCAACUUCCCUCUAACAAUCCCAUCGAGGACAGAUUAAUAGUUGCCCAAAAUAAAUUGACUACCGGGGCUACCUUUGGAGUUUUUGAUGGUCAUGGCGGUUCACGGAUGGCGCAAGUGGUGUCGCAGCGGGCUCCCCACUAUUUUGCAUUAUCAGUCCUUCCAUCACAGCUUCUCGAAGACUAUGUCAAUUCAAAAAACCGACCGCAGCUAGUCAAAAGGAUCUUUAGCAUUGAUGAGCUAAAUGAUUGGCAAUAUAACUGUCACCUGACUAGUUUGAAAAGGUUUGCAGAAGAGAUUCUCAAUUCAACGGAGCAUUUGACUACUUCGGAGCUUUUGUGCAAAUCCUUUGAAUUUCUGGAUUCAGAGAUUUCCUGCGAAAUUCAAGAAAAAAGAGACGAGGAGGCUUUAACGUUAGCAGUUCAAGGUUGUGUUGCGACAGUAGCUCACAUAACAGAUCAGCACCUUUAUGUUAUAUCAACGGGGGACUGCCGUGCAGUGCUUGGUAUGUGUGACGAUACUGGACGAUGGAGCGCUCGUGCGCUAAACAAAGAACAUAAUUGCGAUAACGUCGAAGAACUUCAACGAAUCAUCGGAGAGCAUCCAACUGGGGAGAAAAAUACUAUUAUUAGAAACGAACGUCUAUUGGGCAAUCUGGCACCUCUGCGUGCUUUCGGUGAUUUCCACUUCAAAUGGAGCCGAGAUGAACUAAAUAAAUUCUUGGUGCCUCUCUACGGAGACCGAGUUAUUCCUCAUCAUUACCUAACGCCACCAUACCUCACGGCUAGGCCGGAGGUAUCGCAUCACAUUCUUACGCCCAGAGAUAAAUUCCUCGUCAUCGCAACCGACGGUCUGUGGGAAAUGCUCGGAACGCAAAAGGUGGUACAAUUUAUCGGUCAAUUUAUGCAGGGUAUCGAGACAGCAAACCUUCUUCGGACGCCCGAAAAUGCCACGCUGGGAUCAAUGCAGAGGCUUCUGUCGAAACGAAAAAUGGAUCUCAGCCAGAAGCCAGUUGACACAAACGCUGCGACCCAUCUGAUUCGUCACGCGCUAGGAAGAAGCGAAUACGGUUUAGAUCAUUCACGGCUAGCUGCGUAUCUUGGACUUCCAGUUAAACUCGCCAGAAGCUACCGCGACGACAUAUCCAUCCUUGUGAUCUUUUUCAACCCUCAAAAUUUAAAGGGUAGCUAAAGUACUGCGUUGCUACUUACUAGCUCCACUUCUCAUCGGAUCGUUAAGACCGAAUCAAAAAUUGGCAAACACGUCCUUUGAGCAAGGAAAGAAUACCGUGUUAAUGGUGUGCGCACAUUUUGGUUGAUUUGACGGAUUUGAAUCAAUCAUCCAUUAUGAAAACCGUGUCAAAAUUGCAGACAUCGAUUUACACUGGAGAUACCCUUAUGUGUUCUAUUUCAGAGUCGCUCAAGAUUUGCAUGACACUCAAUUUUGUUACUUAAAAACUCCAUGAUUUAUAAAUUAAUGCCUACAUGUGCUAAAUCUUCUUCUGUAAAUAUUGAUUGUACAAUCUAUACGAAUAGCUUUUAAAGCAAAGCAGUAAAUUACGUCUACGCGCUUCAAACAUGAAUACAUGAGUUUUUUCUAAUUAUAUAUAUACACUAAUAAUUUUUUUUGUUAGCAUAUAUAUGAGAAUGCACCUAGUCAAGCCAAAUGUUAUUUGUUUCUCAGCCGUCGAUAUUAUUUGUCAUUGAGCUAAUUUAUCAUAAAGCUAGAAAAAUAAAACCUCAGCACUAUGCCAUGUACCAUUAA
Molecule: messenger RNA, 2164 nt
Organism: Varroa destructor (honeybee mite)
Lineage: Eukaryota; Metazoa; Arthropoda; Arachnida; Mesostigmata; Varroidae
Gene: Pdp
Product: pyruvate dehydrogenase [acetyl-transferring]-phosphatase 1-like protein, mitochondrial
Biological process (GO): protein dephosphorylation
Cellular component (GO): mitochondrion
Molecular function (GO): [pyruvate dehydrogenase (acetyl-transferring)]-phosphatase activity
Source: RefSeq, a predicted model, not a curated record